This is a messenger RNA of Prunus armeniaca (apricot), 225 nucleotides long. Lineage: Eukaryota; Viridiplantae; Streptophyta; Magnoliopsida; Rosales; Rosaceae. The record is from the annotation of a GenBank genome assembly.
AUGAGCGGGAACUGCUUGAAGAGCUUGCUUUACUGUACUACCACCAAACGUGCACGCACUCGCCCUAAAGUGCAGACAGCUACAAACAAUAUAGAACCCGAGGUGGGAACGGUUGAGGAGAAAACAGAUGAAGGAGAAGAUCAAAAUGACCCAUGGAAGAAGUUAAAAGACUUUGCUGGGUCCGUUGCAAACGGUGCUCUAAAAUGGCUGACAGACAACCUCUAG